AGCACUCUCUGCUUCGCCAAACUACAAAUCCCAAGAGUCCAUGGCAUGGAGUCAACGGCAGUUCACGUGGUGCCCAGGUGCCCUGGUUCUACAAUGUAAGUGCCAGUGCAUGCAGCCCAAGCGGUGUCAAACUGCGUUACCUUUACCGUGUGUAUCCACCCUUAGUUCCUCCAGAGGCAAAAGGAAGAGACUGAAGGAGCUCCUCCGGAAAACUCACAGCAGCCCAGAGUGAACUCUCUUUGGCAGCAGGGCAGCCACUCCCUCGCCUUGGGUGGGCUCCUCCCAAGAGGAAGGAAAGGGAAAGAGAAGCCGAGAGAAAGCCGAGCGGAGUGGAGCCAGGCUGGAAAGGAAGAAGAGCUCCUUGGGCGCGUUUCGGACCCGUCCGAGCCAGCCCGGCUUCUGCCUCGGGAUUUCUCGUUUCUCGCGCCCGCCCGCCCGCCCGCCGCCUCUUUCGGGGGAAGAGAGGGCCAACGAAAUGAGGCUGAAGGCCUUCUGGCGGCUGCAGGAACGCUGGAAGAUCUUGAACGGAGCCUCCAGAGAUGUCAACAAGACUUUGAAAACAGCGUACAGUUUGGAGCAUUGGAAAAAGGGAGCUUUAUUCAGGAGUCGGUAUCCCAACCAAGUCAACUCCAUCGCAAUCCAGAAAUGCACCAAGACGACUGUCAGUUUCCCAGGAGAAGGAAGCCCAUCUGUGCCUCUCCAGGAUGACCUACAAACCCUGAAGAACCCAGGAGGAGAACCCAGGAGGAGCCACCUGGCGAAUACCAAACGUGGGCAAAUCUUCAAAGGGGUCUACAAAGUCCACGUGGCCACUGGGGCCUUUUUGGGUUCGGGGACCUUCGACACCAUCUCCAUCUCUCUGGUGGGCUCCAAGGGGGAGAGCCCCAAGAUGCUCUUGAACAACACGGGAAAAGACUUCAUCCCUGGAGCGGUGUCUUAUCUGUUAAGUCCAUUUUGGAUUCUGAUCCUGUCCUCCUCUUCUGAACCAAUCUUGCCAAGUUGCCUUAUGGUCACGGUGGAUGAGUAUGACAUCUCCAAUGAGGAAGACCUGGGCGACUUCUUGAUGGUCCGCCUCCACAAAGACCCCUACCUCUUUUUCCCCGAAGACAGCUGGUAUUGCAGUUUUGUCCAGAUCACGACGCCCCAAGGAGAGACCUACCAUUUCCCAUGCUACCAAUGGAUGGAGGGGUACCGGACCCUGGAAUUGAGGGAAGGGACAGCGAAACUGAUCUGCGACGAUGCCGGCUCUCCUCUGCUUCUCCAGCAUCGGUCGGAGGAGCUGAAAUCAAGGCAGGAGGCUUACAGGUGGGAUGUAUUUGCUCCUGGGAUGCCUCGGUGCCUGGAGGUGGAAAGCCUGGAAGAGAUGGACACCAACUCAAAGUUCAACUUCACCAAAAUCAGCGGCUUCCUGCUGAAGUCCAAGCUCACCACGCUGGAAUUGAAAUUAAAGGGAUUCAUGAACCGCACAGAGUCUUGGAAAAAGUUGUCAGACAUGAGGAACAUCUUCUGGUUCAACAAGACGCCCGUUUCAGAAUAUGUUGCUGAACACUGGGAGGAAGAUACUUUCUUUGGCUACCAGUAUCUGAAUGGUGUCAACCCCGUGGUCAUUGAGAAAUGCAAGGAGAUCCCAUCCAAUUUUCCGGUCACCCAGGAGAUGGUCGCUGGGUCCCUUGCAGAGUCUACAACGCUCCAGGAAGAAGUGCAGAAGGGGAACAUCUUCAUUGUGGAUUAUGAGAUCCUGCAAGGCAUCCCAACCAACACGAUUGAAGGCGAGCGGCAGUAUUUGGCGGUUCCUCUCUGCCUCUUCUACCAGACGCCAACCAGGGACCUCAUCCCCAUUGCCAUCCAGCUCAGCCAAACCCCGGGUCCUGAGAGCCCCAUUUUCCUCCCCAGCGACUCCAAAUGGGACUGGAUCUUGGCAAAGAUGUGGGUGCGGAACGCGGACUUCCACGUCCACCAGAACAUCUCUCACCUCCUGCGGACACACCUGAUGGCUGAGAUCUUUUCGAUGGCUGCCCUCCGGCAACUGCCCAUGUGCCACCCGCUCUUCAAGCUGCUAAUUCCUCACUUGCGAUAUACUCUCCAGAUCAACACUUUGGCCAGAGUCAGGCUGAUCAAGGAAGGAGGCAUGAUGGAUAGGGCCACGUCGGCCGGCUUCGAAGGGAUCGUGCCUUUGGUGGCCAAGGGGGCUUCCAGGCUGACCUACUCUUCUCUCUGCCUCCCGGAAGACAUCGAAGCCCGCGGAGUCUCCGCAGUGGCCAACUAUUACUACCGGGACGACGCCACGAAGAUUUGGGCCGCCAUUGAAAUCUUUGUGAGGGACAUGGUCAGGUACUACUACUGGAGUGAUGACCGCGUCCAGAACGACCCAGAGCUCCAAGCCUGGAUCCAGGAGGUCUUCAGGGAAGGCUUCCAAAGCAGGGAGAACUCAGGCGCCCCUUCUUCUCUGCAGACGAUGGAAGAGCUCUCCAAAUUCCUGACGAUGGUGAUUUUCACCUGCUCAGCUCAACAUGCCGCAGUCAACAGCGGUCAGUUUGACUUUGGCUCCUGGAUCCCCAACGUCCCGCCCACCAUGCGGAAACCCCCGCCCACCAAGAAGGGGACCGCAACUUUGGAGAACAUUCUUAAUAUCCUUCCUCCGGUCAACAUCACCUGCCUUGCCUUGACUUCUCUGUGGCUUCUAAGCAACGAGGUGGGAGACCGGAGACUAUUGGGAAACUUUCCAGAUGAACAUUUCUCCGAGUCCGAGCCAAAGCGCCUCAUAAGAGUCUUUCAAAGCCGCCUGGCCGAAAUUUCUCACGGAAUUGACGAGAGGAACAAGUCACUGGCGCUCCCGUAUGAAUACAUCAACCCCCCUCGGGUCGAGAACAGCAUCCAGAUCUAAAACCUCAGAGGAUGAUGUCUGGAUUUUGUCAUUGCUCGGGCAUCAUCCAUCUCCAUGAAACUCGGUUAUAUGACAUGCAGAUCCGCCGCAUUUCUCAAAAACUCUUCUCCUGGGAAGUGGUGAGAUUUUGCACAACUAGGCUUGGCUUUCUGGAGAGCAGGAACAGAGAUGUCGGCGCAAAUGCGGAACCCAAAGAACAUUGGUGGCCCUCGGGUUUGUCUUGUGGGCCCUCAGUCUAGUUUCAAAGGUCUCUGGCAAGCAGACAUUCAAAUCUCUUUGUAGAGUCAUCUAUCUGUUCUCCAACAGCCUGGAGUUUAAAGGGUUUCAGAGACAGAAAAGUUAGGUUUACUGGUUUUGGGUUCUGUUUCCCAAAUAUGAGCCAGUCUCCCCAUCCCCUAAAAGUAGUUGCCAUUAAUUGGUUUAACCUAGGCAUGGGCAAACCUUGGCCCUCCAGGUGUUUGGACUUCAACUCCCACAAUUCCUAACAACCUACCGGCUGUUAGGAAUGGUGGGAGUUGCAGUCCAAAACACCCAGAGGGCCCAAGUUUCCCCAUGCCUGGUUUAACCCUUUACUUCCCCCAAGAUGCUGCUAGGUUGCUGUGAAAGUAUGUUCAUAGCAACCUUCCAUGCCGAUAACACUGUUUCGGCAUAGAUGAUUUCACCUUCUACGCUGACGACAUAGUCUUAUGUUUGCUUUUUUCUAUGGGUGCAAUUCUGGCUCAUUCUGUCAAUUCAGGGGGCAGUCUUCAUUUCACUUUGGACCUCAUCAUUCUUCCUCAUUAAUGUUUUGCACGAUUACCGGCAGUUUCAAAUAUCUAUGGCAAACAGCUUUUCAAGUCUUUCACAAGAGUCUUCUGUCCUUUCUUCAACAGUCUAAACUAGGCAUGGGCAAACUUCAGC
Messenger RNA from Anolis carolinensis (green anole), 3784 nucleotides. Its product is annotated as polyunsaturated fatty acid lipoxygenase ALOX15B. Gene Ontology annotation, biological process: lipoxygenase pathway; linoleic acid metabolic process; lipid oxidation. Gene Ontology annotation, molecular function: protein binding; iron ion binding; oxidoreductase activity, acting on single donors with incorporation of molecular oxygen, incorporation of two atoms of oxygen. The coding region runs from base 476 to 2884 and encodes 802 amino acids. The transcript is spliced from 17 exons. The record is from RefSeq and is a predicted model, not a curated record. Lineage: Eukaryota; Metazoa; Chordata; Lepidosauria; Squamata; Anolidae.